Messenger RNA from Pararge aegeria (speckled wood butterfly), 2618 nucleotides. RefSeq names its product pre-rRNA 2'-O-ribose RNA methyltransferase FTSJ3. Gene Ontology annotation, cellular component: nucleus; nucleolus; preribosome, large subunit precursor. Gene Ontology annotation, biological process: rRNA methylation; maturation of LSU-rRNA from tricistronic rRNA transcript (SSU-rRNA, 5.8S rRNA, LSU-rRNA); maturation of 5.8S rRNA from tricistronic rRNA transcript (SSU-rRNA, 5.8S rRNA, LSU-rRNA). Lineage: Eukaryota; Metazoa; Arthropoda; Insecta; Lepidoptera; Nymphalidae. The transcript has 10 exons. Gene Ontology annotation, molecular function: rRNA (guanine) methyltransferase activity; rRNA (uridine-2'-O-ribose)-methyltransferase activity. The coding region runs from base 1 to 2550 and encodes 849 amino acids. The record is from RefSeq and is a predicted model, not a curated record.
AUGGGAAAGAAAACGAAAGUAGGGAAACAGCGAAAAGAUAAAUAUUAUCAACUUGCAAAGGAAACAGGUUUUCGGUCUCGAGCUGCGUUUAAGCUUAUUCAGUUAAAUAGGAAAUUUGGUUUUCUCCAAAAAUCGCGAGUAUGUAUCGAUUUAUGUGCUGCCCCUGGUGGCUGGAUGCAGGUGGCUCAUCAAAACAUGCCUCUGUCCAGUAUAGUUAUUGGUGUUGAUUUGUUUCCCAUAAAACAAGUCCCAGGCUGCAUAAGUCUUACGGAAGAUAUAACAACAGAAAAAUGUAAAGCUGCCAUUAAGAAGGAAAUAAAAACAUGGAAAGCAGAUGUUGUGCUCCACGAUGGUGCACCAAAUGUUGGUCUCAACUGGAUUCAUGAUGCUUACCAACAGUCAUGCCUUACUCUAAGUGCAAUGAAGUUGGCAUCAAAUUUUUUAAGAGAAGGGGGAUGGUUUGUUACUAAGGUAUUCAGGUCUAAAGAUUACCAUGCAUUAUUGUGGAUACUGAAACAAUUUUUUAAAAAAGUGCAUGCUACAAAGCCACAAGCUUCUCGUAAUGAGUCUUCAGAAAUUUUUGUUGUCUGUCAAGGAUACAUUGCCCCGGAUAGCAUUGAUUCUAAGCUUUUGGAUCCUAAACAUGUAUUUGAAGAUUUGGAGAUAGUAAAGAAACAACAAAAUAGUAUCUUGCAUCCUGAGAAACAGAAGAAAGCCAAGGCAGAGGGGUAUCAAGAGAAUGAUUACACAACUUAUCACAGUAUGUCAGUUACAGAAAUCUUGGAAAAAGAUGACCCAAUUGACUCCUUGCAAGGGUGUUCUGAGAUAUUAAUAGAUGACAAGGAAAUUUUAAACCAUCCUAGAACCACCACUGAAAUAAAAGAGUGCUGCAAAGAUAUAAAAGUUCUUGGAAGGAAGGAUGUAAAAUCAAUUUUAAGCUGGUUAAAGCAUAUUAAAGAUUGGAAAGCUGCACAGACUCAAGCUGAGGUAGCAAUAGAGAAAAAAGAAACCACAAAUGCAGAUGAAGAAGGUUCAGGCGAAGAAAAGGACGAGGUUGAAGCUGAAAUAGCAGAAUUACAGGAAGAAGAAAGAAAGCAGUCUAAACGAAAGAGAAAACAGCUUAAUAAACAAAGACAAAAAUUAGCUGAGAAAAUGAAUCUUAAAAUGGUGUUGAAAGGUGAUGAUGGUCCUAUUAUGGAAAGUCAUGAUAUGUUCAAACUUGCUGAUAUUAAGAACAGUGAGCAAUUGAAAAUGCUCAUUGAUCAACAACCUGACAUAGUUGUGGAUGGUAAAGAAGAUUCUGAUGAUGAAAUGAAAACAAAGGCCAAGUAUGUCAAAUAUGAUGUAGAAGCAUCCAAGUUGGAUUCUUCUGGUCUCUUCUAUAAGGACUCAGAUAGUGAAUUAGAAAUGGAAUCAGAUUCGGAAAGUGAAAAUGAGAAAGAUACUUUGGCCUUUUCAGAUUCAGAUAAUGAAACAAAGAAAAUUGACAAAAUAACCAAGCUGAAUACACUAAGAAAUAGCAAGAUUAAAAAAACUCAAUCUAUUCCCAAAAAUAAUCCUCUGCUGACUGACCUUGAUAAUACUGACCCAAUUUCAAAACGGUCAAUGAAAGCUGAGCUCUGGUUUCAAAAGGACAGCUUUAAAGACAUUGAUGAGGAAGAUGAUGAAGGUGUUGACUUGGACAAAUUAGCUGAAACUUAUAGAGAAAAAGGAAAGAAAGUGAAAGAUCUGUCCUCUGAAGAUUCUUUAGAUGCAACUAAAACUGGUAAAAAGAGAAAGCAUGAUGACACAGAGAGUUCUGAUGGUGAUACAACCGACAGCGACUAUGAUGUUGAAGAUAAUGUUUCACCUGCUACAAACAAAUCAGGAGCAAAGACUAGCAAGAAAGACGGUUUCGAAGUUGUUGCUCAAGAUCCUGAAUUGAAAAGAUUGAAGAAGUCUAUAAAGAUGGACGCUGAAACGUUAGCCUUGGGUACAAUGAUAGCAACUUCGAAAAAGUUCAAGCGGGACUUAAUUGACGAUGGCUGGAAUCGAUAUGCUUUUAAUGAUAAACAUUUACCCGAUUGGUUUGUUGAAGAUGAAAAGAAACACAUGAAGAAGGAAGUUAUUGUUCCCGAGAAAUACACUGACGAAUACAAGAAUAGAUUACAAGAUAUAAAUGCAAGACCAAUUAAAAAGGUUGUUGAAGCUAAGGCAAGGAAGAAGAAGCGUAUGAUCAAAAAGAUGGAACGCGCCAAGAAGAAGGUCGAAGCGGUUAUGGAAAACGCCGAUAUGUCUGAACGAGAGAAGGCGCAGCAGGUACGACACUUGUAUAAGAAGGCACAAACUGACGGCAAAAAGAAGAUUACUUAUGUCGUCGCGAAAAAGCACACUACAGCGAAGCGCAUGAAGCGACCAACGGGCGUCAAGGGGCAAUAUAAGGUUGUUGAUCCUCGCAUGAAGAAAGAUUUACGCGCGCAAAAGGCGAAGGAAAAAACAAAAGGCCGCGGUAAGAAAGCCCAUGGAAAUAAAACGAAGCAUGCCAAGAAUAAAAGGGCUAAAGCUAAAUAAACAAUAUUUUACUAUGUUUAAGCUAUAAAUGUAUGAAUUUAUUUCCAUGUAUCUAAUAAAAAAUUAAC